AUGUCCUGUCCCUUCGCAAACUCCAACGUCACCCAGCUGCAGUCCUACCUGGCGGCCUCGGCCAUCAGCCAGGAGGAGCCCGCCGCGCAGACGUACGCCUUCGAUGGCGACGCCAAUAUCGACUCCGCCGCCACCACGGUGGUUUCCUUCGGCGAGACCAUGGUCAGCGAGCCGGUGGUCAUGGACCCGGCCACCGCGGCCGCGGCCGACCAGCACAAGGUCGUCUACUACUCGGACUACCUGCGGGUGCCGGAGCUCCUGGAUCUGGUGCACCCGGAGUCGCGGACGCGCGUGCGGCCGGGGCUCGACCCGGCCGGCGGCCCGGUCGAGGCGCACGACGAGCACCUCUUCAUCGUGGUGCACCAGGCGCACGAGCUCUGGUUCAAGCAGGCCCUGCACGAUCUGCGCAGUGCCAUUGACAUCAUCGGCGCGCCGACCACCAGCGCCGCCGGGCUGACCCUGGCCACCCGGCGCAUCAACCGCUGCCGCGGCAUCAUGGACCUCUGCAUCACCAAGCUCAACAUCCUCAAGUCCAUGGACCCGCUGGAGUUUUUGGAGUUCCGCGACCUGCUCAUGCCGGCCUCCGGCUUCCAGUCGGCGCAGUUCCGCAUUCUGGAGAACCUCACCGGGCUCAACCCUCUUGACCGGCUGGACUACCAGCGCGAGUCCUACCUGCACUACUUCUCCGAUGACGACCGCAAGCGCAUCAUCCAGUCCGAGCAGGACCUCAACCUGUUCCAGGCCCUGAACAAGUGGCUGGAGCGCUGCCCCGCCCUUGGGCCCGAUGGCGACCAGGCCGCCUCCCAAACCGACACCCUGUGGAACUCCUACGAGCAGAGUGUCCACUCGAUGCUGACCCAGCAGCGCAAGACCAUCCUGGACGACAAGAAAAUCUCCGACGAGCACCGCGAGCACCUGCUCACCAGCCUCAAGGCCAGCGAGGAUUACUUCAAGAUGCUGAUCGAUGCGGAUGAGUAUGCCUCGGUGUCGGCUCGCAGCGAUGCCACCGGUCUCCCGGCCACCCCCAUUUACACCAUGACCCACCGGGCCCUGAAGGCCGCGGUGCUGGUCAAGAUGUUCUACCCCCGGGUGGACCAGCUGAGCGCGCCGCACCAGCUGCUCAAUGCCAUCGUCGAGCUGGACAUGUCCAUCACCCGAUGGCGCUUCUCCCACUCGCAGAUGGUGCAGAUGAUGAUCGGCAGCCGCCCGGGCACCGGCGGCAGCUCCGGCUACCAGUACCUCCGGUCGACCCUGAACGAGCGCUACGCCACCUUCAAGGACCUGGUCCGGAUUCCGACCUUCAUGCUCACCCCGGACUGGGCCCCCUCCAAUGUGGCCUCCGUCGCCGGGCUGACCAACUUCGCCGGCUGGGCUUGA
Molecule: messenger RNA, 1377 nt
Organism: Fonticula alba
Lineage: Eukaryota; Rotosphaerida; Fonticulaceae
Exons: 3
Coding region: 1-1377 (458 amino acids)
Molecular function (GO): heme binding; metal ion binding; L-tryptophan 2,3-dioxygenase activity
Source: RefSeq, a predicted model, not a curated record